ACAAUUACUCUUCUAUUUAUACAGUCUUGAUAUCUGAAUUCUACUAAAAUCUUCGUGUUCUUUAUUUUUCUCGUCGAUGUCCAGACACUACUAUAUCUAUCUACAACACGACUGACACACUAAUAGAACAAAAAAUAAUAAUGAAAUAUCUCUCUCUCUCCACGUGCUAACUGCCAUACUACAACAGAAAAGUUCACUACAGACGCACAGUAUUUCGACAAUUGUGCUAUAUGGGCGCAUUUUUGAAAAGCUCAUUUAUAGCUUAUUUUGAAGCCUAGAAAAUUCUCUAUCUUUCUGUAUAUAAAACGUUCCGGGUCUGAGGAGAUGAGUUCAAGAAAUAUUCCUUUAGAGCACUAAGAUAGGUGAACUUGAUGAUAUUUGUCUAGUAUUUCGACAAUUGUGCUGUAUGGGCAUAUUUUUGAAAACCUCGUUUAUAGCUUAUUUUGAAGCCCAGAAAAUUCUGUAUUUUACUAUGUAUGCGUUUUGCUCAAGGACUUGGAAAUCGGACGAGAAAUUUGCGGAAAACGGUAAAUGGCUUUUGUUGAACUGGUGGCGAAAAAUGAAAUGUAAUUUUUUUCUCAAAGACACCAGAAGGAUUUUUUGAAAAUGGGAAGUGUUGGGAAGUGAAAAGGGAAGCAUUUCUGAUCAUUUUCACUCAAAAUCAUAUUGGACGAUUUUCUAGCAGAAACCGUUUCCCGUCCUUUUCGGGUCAUUCGGGUCCAGUUUUGAAAAUUUCGGGUCGGGUCCAAAAGCCUUCGGAUCGGUUCGGGUUAAUAUAAAAACUAUUGAUUCGGGUCGCGUCGAGUUCGGGUCAUAAGCGUAAGACCCGAUUCGGUCUCUGCUCUACAUUGGAUUACCAAUUAUUAUUUCCUAUUUGCCUAUUCUCCAUGCGAGUCACUUUGCCAUUUACUGUAAGUUUCUAUUUCGUUCGUUAGGUUUAGUGCGGUACGGCAAGACUGAGACUUCUGCAGAUAAAAUAAGAAGAGGUAGGCUGCAGUUAGUUUAGCGACGACUGUCUAUGCUUAUCAACGCCAUAAAAUUAGACAGAAACAGAAAGUUCGGUUUAGCGACGGUCUCUUUACUUUUCUUCGUUCGAGAACUAGGAGGGAGGAUAUGUAUCGGUUUAGCGACGAUUGAUUUGCUCAAAGUAUCUUGGGUUUAUCUUCUUUUCUCUCGUAGGUAUAGCUAUAAGAAUUUUACAUUGUCCAAUCGAUUCAAAUGAAAUACAAUUUGCUGAAGAUUUAAUCCAUUAUUUUUGUCGUACUGCUGCGUCUGUAUAUGAUCAAGGUUUAGAACUCAGUCCAUUGUCAUUUACAUCUUCCCGCACAAUUGGAAAUAAAAGGAGAUUGAAAACAACAACCGGUUUAGGAUUUAAACCAUCAGGAAAAGUUGCCUCCUCCUCCUCCUCAGCAACGGGUCCAGGUAUUUCAAAGUCAAUUAUUACUCUUAUUGAUGUUCCAUUUAAGCACAUUCCAUUAGAACAACCAGAAGGUGAGCCAGAACAAGAAGGACAGGAAACAUCGCAAGAAACAUUUAAAACUGCUGUAUUUUGCGAACGUGGUGGGCAGUGGCGGAGUCAGGGGUGGGCCAGAUAG
This is a messenger RNA of Didymodactylos carnosus, 1595 nucleotides long. The record is from the annotation of a GenBank genome assembly. NCBI's taxonomy places the organism in Eukaryota, Metazoa, Rotifera, Eurotatoria, Philodinida, Philodinidae.